Messenger RNA from Micropterus dolomieu (smallmouth bass), 1605 nucleotides. Its product is annotated as ICOS ligand-like. The record is from RefSeq and is a predicted model, not a curated record. The coding region runs from base 242 to 1195 and encodes 317 amino acids. NCBI's taxonomy places the organism in Eukaryota, Metazoa, Chordata, Actinopteri, Centrarchiformes, Centrarchidae. Gene Ontology annotation, biological process: immune response; cell surface receptor signaling pathway; positive regulation of T cell proliferation. The transcript has 5 exons. Gene Ontology annotation, cellular component: external side of plasma membrane.
GGGACAUAUGUUGGUAGAAACUGGGAGGGCCGGUGUUUUUAACGUACUUAGGAAUGUUUUUAUUUUAAACCAGUGGGCGGUACUACUGAUAUUUUAGAUAGGAAAGGAACCAAAAAAACAUGCCGCAACACGACUGAAAAUGACUCUCUCGGAGUGAAUCAGGUGUGCGUGUGUCCUUCAGUUGUGUGAAAGGAGCGAGCAGAAGACGCGGAAGUAAAUUUAGACGGACGUGUUGUUAGUAAUGGACCAGUCAUCGUUGUUCAGUUUUAAGAGGAGAAAAACUUUGAAUUGUUUUCGCGUGUCGCGUGCGCAAACCUGUCCUCAGCGGGAGAUGCCUGUGGCGCUGUGGCGCACAGGACUGUUGCUCUGUUUCCUUGGUUUCUGCGGCUGUCUGGAGGAAGAGUGCGUCCUUGGCAUUGUCGGGCGGCUUGUGUCACUGCCAUGCUUUUACAAUGAAUUAUCAACCUUUAACAAUUUUUCCUUUGAGUGGAGGAGAGGCGAUUCAGUGGUGUUCAGAAUCUCAGCCGAGGCUGCACUUGCUGGAGACCUCUCUCUGGAGCUGCCCAUUGUUGAUGCUAAAGAGCACAACGUCAAUUACAGUCUGUUAAUCAUUUCAGAGGGGAAUCACAGUGCUCCACUGUGCACUGUGUGCCUCAGGAUAGCAGCCAGUUUCAGCUCCCCGCUCCUGCAGAGGGAAGAAGAGGCGCAGGGGGAUAAGGAGGUCUUCGUGUGUCACUCUGGUGGUGGUUUUCCUGAACCUGCUGUUGACUGGCUCAUCAAUGACAGCGAGGAGCCCCCUGAAGGCUCAGUGAGGACCUUGGCAGCAUCACUCCCAGACUCCCAUCUCUACAACAUCACAAGUCACCUGACGAUCAACAUUCCCAAAGACUCCAGCGUGUCGUGCAUCAUAAAGAACCUGUCCAUGAACGAAACCUUUGCCUCCACAAGCUAUGGAGUGCAGGACAGCCCAGUGGUGACCCAAGCAUCAGAUGGCGUUUGGAUGUUCAGCACGGCUCUCUCUGUGGUGGUUGGGCUCAUGGUGCUGGCAGGAAUUGCCUAUCAGAUUCGUCUGGACAGAAUAAAUAAGAGGAAGGAGCAGGAAUUCCAACAGGCUAACAGAGGACACAGAAGACGAAAUCGGGACACGGAGGAGACCGAGGCGAUGAACCCGGAGCCACAGGACACUAGUGUGUAGAGAUUGGAAUCGACAAAUCCUCAUCAAUGGUCACUCAUUUUCAAAUUGAGAUACAAUGCACUGAUUUGUAAAUAUGCAUUACCUUUCUGUUUACCACAGGGAGGAUUUAACAUUGUAGUCCAAACCUGGGGCUGUUGAUUUGUUUUAUAGAUCUGUUAAUGUUUUUCCAUCAGGACAGAAAAUAUGACAAUCAAGAACUAAAAUGUUUCUACAUUUGAAAUCUCUGUUGCCACAAUCACUAGUCAAAAAACUGAAGGCAAUUGUUCUUUUAAUGGAGCACUUUUUCAAGAAAUGCCAACAGUUCUAUUUCCAGUAAUAUAAAACUGAUUAAAAGGAUUCAGUAUGUCACAUUACAGAGGAUGUAACCAGCAAAUGCUUUAUUUCACUUAAUAAAUGAUGUCAACAAUUAA